Molecule: messenger RNA, 975 nt
Organism: Bipolaris oryzae ATCC 44560
Lineage: Eukaryota; Fungi; Ascomycota; Dothideomycetes; Pleosporales; Pleosporaceae
Exons: 3
Coding region: 1-975 (324 amino acids)
Source: RefSeq, a predicted model, not a curated record
AUGUCCAGCAUCGCAUCUGCUUCGGCGAAUCAGGCCAACACAUUCGAGGACCUUAGCGGUAUCUCGACUUCAGCUUUUAGCAAUCCAUACGAUGCAUUGAUUGCAGCCUGUGAGGACGAUCCGGCAAGGAUCCAAGAAAAGUACCAGCUACAUCGCGCGACGAGAAACUCUCAACAAAAAGCCAAAAUCCUUCACGAAGAUUUUCCCGGAGUCACCAUAGAUCAGAUUCUUUUGCGAAAGUGCGAUCCCACUAUUGAACCUGGGUUCGAGGAUCCGCGCAACUGCUUCGUUUUCUGGGGGCGGCCAACGCACCACGUCAAAGACUUGAUACAUCGAGUACAGCAGGAGCUACGCACCGUCGCGCCUAACCUCUGGCUUAUGCCGCGGGACAAUCUCCAUAUCACGGCUUUGGAAGUGACGCACUCGAAAACUGCCCCAGAGAUUCAAAAACUAGUGGAUAGUGUACGAGAUAAGAUUCCAGCCAUGACCGACUAUACGUAUGAUCACCGCGCGCGUCUCAUCAAGCCUUUGAUUGGCUACGAUGCUUCGGCGCUGGCUCUAAGCUUCGUACCAGCGGCCGGGGAAGGACUGCAUGACGGCCGCACCCUAGAGGACGACAAGUUCACCUACCACCACCUCCGCCGAGACAUGUUUUCUCUAUGCCGCGAUGCAGGCUUGAAUGUCGACUCUCGAUACGUUGUGCCAUCAAGCCAUCUCACCAUCGGCCGGUUCAUCUAUUCCAAGGACUUUGAGAAUGAACAAGGCGCCUCCGAUCCGGAAAAGAUCAAGGCUCUGGUCAGUAAAAUCGAAGAGAUCAAUGACUGGCUCCAGAAAGAGUUUUGGCCGGAGCAUAACGACGGGAAGAUUCCUGACGGAGGAGAAUUCAAUUUGGGACAGGAGAAGGGACUGCACUGUGGCACGGGCACUCUCUGGUAUGGUGGUGGAGAAGCGGUACACCAAGGCAAAGGUUAUUGA